This is a messenger RNA of Lytechinus variegatus (green sea urchin), 969 nucleotides long. RefSeq names its product gonadotropin-releasing hormone II receptor-like. Gene Ontology annotation, biological process: G protein-coupled receptor signaling pathway. Gene Ontology annotation, molecular function: peptide binding; G protein-coupled receptor activity. The record is from RefSeq and is a predicted model, not a curated record. NCBI's taxonomy places the organism in Eukaryota, Metazoa, Echinodermata, Echinoidea, Temnopleuroida, Toxopneustidae. The coding region runs from base 1 to 792 and encodes 263 amino acids. The transcript is spliced from 3 exons. Gene Ontology annotation, cellular component: membrane.
AUGAAGUUGCGUUGGCACUCUCAAAAAACCUUUGCCAUUUGUCUCAUUUUUUUUUACCACUCCCUCAUUUUCUCUAUCCAGCUAGUGGUGCACGAGCUCAAGUCGCCGGCAUUCGACCCGAUGUUCUACCAGUGUGUCGACUACGGCUUCAGGGACAAGUAUUUCAAACUUUGGUGGCUUUACCAUAUCUUCGUCACUCUCAUGAUGUACGUGGUUCCCUUGGCAACCAUAUUCGCUUGUUAUUCGGCAAUCGUCUGCAAGAUAUGCAGGAGAACCAAUGGUUUAUUGAGCUGGAGUAAGAAACCUAGGAAGACCACGCUACGCAUGGCGGGAAAUGACGGCAUACCUCGUGCACGUAUGCGCGCAUUUCGUCUCACCGCCGCCAUCGUCGGAGGUUUCGUCAUCUGCUGGUCACCUUACUACAUCGUCUCGACGUGGUACCACGUCGACCAUGGCUGGCAAGACGAGUCCGACGCACCGGAUCCUCCUUGGUUGUUCGAUGUCCUCAUCGCCCUCGGGUACCUAAACACGUGCGUCGACCCCGUCCUCUAUGGCAUCUUCACCACCAAGCUAGCCCGUGACGUCAGACACUGCUGGCGCUCUCCCAAGCCGGUCGCUAGAGGGAGGCAGAGGUUGACGAGUCGACGGUCGACCUCAUCUUCGAACAACAAUCCAAUGACGGCGGGGUCUUCGGUUCGACUUGGAAUGACUACGGUUAAUGUGGUCAGUGAGGAGAGGCAGGCGGUGCACUUUAACAUUCCAGACGAAUAUGAGAGAACGGUUAUGUCUUAAAGAGGGUUGGGGUAAUUGGUUUUGCCUGGGCCAUUUUAUGGAAGACAAAAAGUGAUUCGGUUUACGUAGGAUAUCUGUUUUACUUCCGGAAUCAGAGUGCCCCGAUCUUGUUUGAAGAAAUAGGAAAUGAUCUGAACGUUGUCGCCAUUCUUUUUUGCAGCGCGACCAACCAAAUUU